This is a messenger RNA of Zygosaccharomyces rouxii, 2463 nucleotides long. RefSeq names its product alpha,alpha-trehalase. The record is from RefSeq and is a predicted model, not a curated record. Lineage: Eukaryota; Fungi; Ascomycota; Saccharomycetes; Saccharomycetales; Saccharomycetaceae. The coding region runs from base 1 to 2463 and encodes 820 amino acids. Gene Ontology annotation, cellular component: cytoplasm. Gene Ontology annotation, molecular function: calcium ion binding; alpha,alpha-trehalase activity. The transcript has a single exon. Gene Ontology annotation, biological process: trehalose catabolic process.
AUGGUUGAUCCCAAAAAAUCUCCUUUGGAAGAACAUGCUCGUAGACAUUCAUCUGACGGAUUGAAUUCAUCUCAGACUAAUACAUUUUCAAAUGCAGGUGAUUUAGAUGAUCUUCUAAAGUCUAAAAGAGAAUCUAUGGCAUCAGAUGAAUCGGCUUCUCAGCAUCACCCUUCCGUUCAUUUCAACCCUAAGUUCUUGGGGACGAAAUCGUCAUCUGCAAAAUCAGAAUCAAAUCCACAACGUCAUAGGAGGUUAUCCUCGUUGAAUGAGUUUCAUGAUCCAUUUUCAACUGCAGACGUCUAUUAUGGGCCUGAGACUAAUCCAAAUAAAUAUUCAGGGAUUAAGCCGAUGAAUAGACCAAGGACGAUGAGUGUAGUUGAUAAUGUUUCGAAUUUUAAGACCAAAUCCAGUUUAGACCGUCAAUUACUCAAGAGACGUGGUUCUGAAGACGAUACUUAUUUAAGUAGUAAGGGAAACAGGAGGUUCUUUAUUGAAAAUGUGGAUGAAAUGUUAGGGAAAUUGUUGGCAUGUGAAGAUACUGAUAAAAAUUUCCAAAUAACGAUUGAGGAUACCGGGCCAAAAGUAAUAAAAGUGGGGACAGCUAAUUCUGGUGGAUUCAAAUAUGUCAAUAUUAGAGGUACUUACAUGUUAUCAAAUCUUUUACAAGAAUUGACUAUUGCAAAAAGUUUUGGUAGGAAUCAGAUAGUUUUAGAUGAGGCACGUAUAAAUGAAAAUCCAGUGGAUAGACUCACUAGACUAAUACAUACCCAAUUUUGGGAUAACUUGACCAGAAGAGUUGAUUUGACCAACAUUGCUCAGAUCGCUCUGGAUACAAAGAUAGAUGCACCUGGUGCUAAAAAUCCAAGAGUGUAUGUUCCUUACAAUUGUCCCGAGCAAUACGAAUUUUACGUUCAGGCUUCUCAAAUGAAUCCAUCUUUGAGUUUAGAAGUGGAGUAUCUACCUCGUGAUAUUACACCUGAAUAUGUCAAGUCGUUGAAUAGAACUCCUGGAAUGUUAGCAUUAGCUAUGGAGGAACACAUUAACCCUUCUUCAGGUGAGUUGUCCCUGGUAGGUUAUCCCUAUGCAGUUCCCGGUGGUAGGUUUAACGAAUUAUAUGGUUGGGAUUCGUACAUGAUCGCACUUGGUCUUUUGGAAGGCGGUAAGACGCACGUUGCAAGAGGAAUGGUGGAACAUUUCAUUUUUGAAAUUGAACACUACGGAAAAAUUUUAAAUGCUAACAGAAGUUACUAUUUAUGCAGGUCGCAACCUCCAUUUCUCACUGAUAUGGCUUUACAAGUUUUCAAAAAGAUGGGCGGUAGGAAUAAUCCCGAUGCUAUUGAUUUUCUCAAAAGAGCUUGCCAUGCUGCUAUAAAAGAAUAUAGGACUGUUUGGGUAAACUCACCAAGAUUGGAUCCUGAAACCGGACUAUCAUGUUAUCAUCCUCUUGGGUUGGGUAUUCCUCCAGAAACCGAAGUGGAUCAUUUUGAUUCUCUAUUAGCCCCUUAUCAUAAAAAGUAUAAUGCUUCCCGUGAGGAAUUUGCGAAGAUGUAUAACGAUGGUAAGGUCAACGAGCCUAAGUUAGAUGAUUUUUUCAUGCAUGAUCGUGGGGUGAGAGAAUCGGGCCAUGAUACUACUUACAGAUUUGAGGGUGUCUGUGCUUAUCUGGCUACAGUAGAUUUGAACUCUUUGCUUUUCAAAUAUGAAAGAGAUAUAGCCGACAUCAUUGAGGAGUUCUUUGAGAAUAAGUAUCACGACCCAUGGGACAAUUCGGUUACUGACGCACAAUAUUGGAGAGAUUUGGCGCAAAAGAGAAGAAGCGUUAUCACGAAAUAUAUGUGGGAUGACGAGACUGGGUUUUUCUUCGAUUAUAAUACUAAGACGAAAGAAAGACACUCUUACGAAUCGGCAACUACUCUAUGGGCUCUUUGGGCCGGGUUGGCAACUGAAGAUCAGGCUGCGAUUAUGGUUGAAAAGGCAAUACCAAAUUUGGAAGUACUCGGAGGCAUUGUAGCUUGUACUGAAAGAUCUCGUGGUCCUCUUUCUAUUAAACGGCCAUCAAGACAGUGGGAUUUCCCUUAUGGUUGGGCUCCCCACCAGAUUUUGGCCUGGGAUGGUCUAUCGAGAUACGGCUUUGUAGGUACUGCUACUCGACUUGCUUACAGAUGGCUCUAUAUUAUGACUAAGGCUUUUGUUGAUUACAAUGGUAUUGUUGUCGAGAAGUAUGAUGUCACAAAGGGUACUGAUCCUCAUCGUGUUAAUGCUGAGUACGGUAAUCAAGGCGCUGAUUUUAAGGGCGUUGCAAAAGAAGGAUUUGGUUGGGUGAAUGCCAGUUAUGUUUUGGGUCUUCAAUAUAUGAAUGAUCAUGCUAAGAGAGCAUUGGCUACGUGUGUUCCUCCUAUACCAUUUUUUAAUAGUUUGAGGCCAAAUGAAAGAAAAAACUACGGUCUACAAACACAUUCUUGA